AUGGGCCUAUGUGGUAGUAAAGUAAGUAAGAACGAGGGCAAGCCAUUGGGUGCUUCAAAUAAUCCUGGACCACAAUCGAAUAACAAUAACAGAAAAGCCUCGAAUAAGGGAAGACCGGUAGCAGAAGCAGGAACAAGAACCGGUGGCCCAAACAGUGAGCCAAAACUGUCGCCUAGAGAAGCCGCACGAAUUGCAGCAGAGGAAAGGGCAGCUAAGCUGGAGGCAGCUAAUGCUAAGAGUGAAUUAAGCAAGAAGUUGGCUCAAGAACGUGCAAAAUCAAGAAAAGCCCAUGUGAUGGAGAUUGCGCAGAAAUAA
Messenger RNA from Kluyveromyces marxianus DMKU3-1042, 315 nucleotides. RefSeq lists its product as uncharacterized. The transcript has a single exon. The coding region runs from base 1 to 315 and encodes 104 amino acids. NCBI's taxonomy places the organism in Eukaryota, Fungi, Ascomycota, Saccharomycetes, Saccharomycetales, Saccharomycetaceae. The record is from RefSeq and is a predicted model, not a curated record.